Molecule: messenger RNA, 167 nt
Organism: Acaulospora morrowiae
Lineage: Eukaryota; Fungi; Glomeromycota; Glomeromycetes; Diversisporales; Acaulosporaceae
Source: the annotation of a GenBank genome assembly
UACACAAAGGUCUCUUGACGACAUCUGCACUUUCUGGUACUGACGGUUCUUCAAACUGUCCACGCUCCUCCCCCCGUUCAUAUGACAUUUCUUUGUCGUUGAUGCACAUGACAUGGGAGGCAGAUUCCGAAUUGUCAUCAUCACCCGACCCGGGACAACAUUUUCCG